AUGCUUGCUCGCCUUUCGAGAUUCAGGGCUAAUAGUAGGAGAUUUUCUGUCUCCAGAAUUGCAUUCAAAGGAAAUAAUGACAGUAACAAUAAUAAUAACAAUAACAACGACAACAAAGAUCAACUCCGAAACCUCGGAUUAGUUCUACUGAAGGGAAAGGUCGGUGAUCUGCGCAGCAAAGAGACACGAAAGGGUACCUCGCUCAACAUAGAAUCUGAAAGUACUCCUCCUUCAACCCUAGACGAACUGUCACUCGAUUUAGCUGUGAAGCAGAAUAUCGAGGAGCUCGAAGAUUCAUAUGAGACAAUCGCAUUCAUGACGAAAGAUGAUGUCAAAAUACAAGAGAACUUAGACGAGGGAGGGCAGUUUGGAUCUUUCCCAUCUCAGCAUUUCCUAGACAGGAAGGCCCUUAUAAGGAGUCUUCCGGAUGAGGUUGAUCUACUAGAUACUCCUUGGGAGGAAAUCAAGCGAGUAUACAACACUCUCGACAAGCUUGACGAAGAUAAAGCAGUUCACGCGAAAUACAUGAAACGAUUUGGCAUUGAUGAGAAGGAUCUAUUGACGAAGUUGCGUCUUGGACGAAAUCUUGACGACAUGUGCAAGGCAGGUCGUCGAGGCGAAAAGUACGAUGUUCCCAAGGGCUUGGAGAGAGUAUUCAAGAGAUUGUACCCUUACAACGUUGUUGGAUUUGACCGCUCUAUUCUUGGCGUUCCUCUUAGGACGGGACGUCACUCGUUGAAGAGUAAUGAUGACGAGAAAACGCGCCGGGAGAUCCCCGAGGAGCUUGUCAGGGACAUGGGCCCUUUCGACACCAAAGUACCAAUUCAUAAGGUUGAUGUCAAUUUUUUUGAAGAGGAUCAACUCAAGGAAAGUAUCAGCCCGUACGACCUGAAACCACUUCCCCCGGAGGAUUUGCUUAGAAGUAUAGGCAAGCCUAUGAUUUUUGACAAUAUUGAUCAUUACAACAAAAUAGAGCACCCAUCUACGGAGCUUCUUGACCGCAUAGAGCGAGAAACUCUCACACUCAAAGACUCAUUAUACUUGGAAAUUGCUAGAAAAAUGAUACCUCUGGGCGUUGAUGUGGUGAACUUGAACGCUCCCAAAUUGCGUACAAACGAAUACGUUAUUGCGCUGAAAGACCACCAUGCAACGGCAUUGUCGGGACCAACUCUCAGCUACCGAUACAAAUACUUUGAUCUCAUUCCCGUUUAUGGUAUGCUCCUCACAAACAGGAAGCAUUGCAGUUAUCUUUACAAACAUUUAUUCAAAGUCAUUCUCAUCAAUCUUGAAGAGCAUGUUGAUGCUUUGACACGCAUAAAGUACAAGCUGCCGGAGGAGUCACAAAAAUUCCUCGGCAAACUAUACAGCAGGAUACAUCGCGUUGUUUCGGAGAAGUUAAUGCCAAUGGCUGUGGAUUGCCGUCUUCGGAUACCGCUAGACUACCAGGCAGCGAUCCAUAAGCACAUUUCAUCGAUCAACUUCUCUCGAAUCUACUGGCUCAAAUCUCCUCGCAAACCACCAUUUGGCAGCCGUGACUACGUUAGCCAAGUCCGUCGGCAGGCGCGCAGGUUUAACAUCCUAAUCCUUAACCCAGCCCACCUUAAGUACUCCAAGUAG
Candidozyma auris is the source of this 1617-nucleotide messenger RNA. RefSeq lists its product as uncharacterized. The transcript has a single exon. The coding region runs from base 1 to 1617 and encodes 538 amino acids. The record is from RefSeq and is a predicted model, not a curated record. NCBI's taxonomy places the organism in Eukaryota, Fungi, Ascomycota, Pichiomycetes, Serinales, Metschnikowiaceae.